ACAGAAUUGACUAGAAGACCCUACUAUUUUUUUUAUAUUUGAAAAGUAAUUUACUACGUUUUCUUAUUUUAAGUGCCUUUAAAUGAAUGCGUGAUACCAAACAAUCUCUCUCUGACUAGUGCAAUAAAAAACACACAUAGUCACGUAUACUGUUAUCAAGUAUUUGUGAUAACAUAAUUUUGAAUUUGUUUAACAAUUCAAAUGCUUUUUCUUAGAAACUGACACAAAUAAGGAUUUAAAUCCUUCUAUAAAACUGAACCAUUGGUUAGUCAGUAGUGCACGGGAAUGAUUUUCUUUUCUAUUGUGUUGAAUUUGCAUGCAAAUAUAUUGACACUCGAAAUAAUUUCACUUGCAAUUUGUUUCGUUUGUCUUUUCCUUCUAAGAAAUUUUUUUCUUAUCAAUAAUUGUAGAAAAGAAAUACUUUAAUACAUAAAUUACUUUUUUAAUAGACAUCUUCAUUUAUAUGAUCUUUACAAGACGCACUGAAAUAAUCUUAACUUUUGUGGAUGCUUUUCUUUGCACAUUUAAAUAGAAAGAUAGCAUAACGUGAAAUGCGGAUUGCUUCCUUUUAUCAAAAAAGCCAUAUCUUUUUUUUGAAAAAAAAUGAUAAACUGAAAUGAAUGAACAUAUUAUAUUAAAAAGUCGAACUUGCAUAAAAGGCAUUUUUUAUUUAUUUAAAGCAACUAGAUGGAAGGCAAUGAUAGAUUAGAAUAAUAUAAGGCAUUUAAAUCAGUUAUUAUUAGUGCAGUUUUUUUGAAGAUGUUAUGAAAAAAAAGUUACACAGUCCAUUUGUUUAUUCUUAAAUGAAUUUAUUUAUGUCGUUUCCAGUCACACAAUGCUAUGUUUAAUGCGUGAAAUAAUAAGACAAAAUUUUGUGUGCGUUCGUACAUAGAAGGAUUCAUGUAAAAACAUAUAGUUUUCGUUUUAGCUACGGAAGGACGUCCCUUAUACUUUAGUAUAAAAAAAACUAAUUAUUUCAAAAGAAAAAUUGAAAACGUGCAAAAGCAAAUUUACGGUAGCAUGUUCUCGGUAAUUUCGAGUCUUCAUAAAAGCAGACAUUUAUUUUUAUAAGAAGCGUCGUAACGGUUUUAAGAAGAUUACAGCUUUUAAUGAAAAAAUAUUAAAAUUCAAAAAUUGUCGAGCGAUUAUAACAUUGAGUUAAUUGUUUUCUCUUUUUAGCAGCGGAUGCGGUCUUAAAUAAACUCUGAUUUACGUUAAACAAGACGUAGAAGAAAAAAGUAAUUGAAUUAUUGAAAUCUUUUUCCAAAUUUAUCAUGACUUGUAAAUUCAAAAAAACACAAAUUUAAGCAGUACAAAAUAAUCAGAGGUAGUCACAAGAAAAAUACAGUCACAAGCGAUAUAUCUCAGGGAUCAUUUGAAUAUUGCUACAGAUUGCUCAGAAUUGGGUUGACAGCAAAUAACGUUUCUUAUAGUGGCAAUUAUGUUCUAUGAAUUCAAAUAAAAAUGUCAAAGCGUUUUACAUUGAUUUAGGACAAAUAUUUCGACACCUACUCAAAAAAAAAAAAAAUCAUGAGUGAACUAUCUAAUUUAGUUAUGAAUUCCUUCAGUAGUUUUGGAUUAUCAAAAGCGUUAGAGGUUCAAGAGUUAUGCGUAAGAAUUCAUUAUUUGUGUAAACGUAAAAAAGCGUAUGCAGUUCAACAUCCAAAUUCUUUAAUCAAUAUUAAAAAAUAUAUAACGUUUCUCGUGAAAAUAUGUUUGAAAUUCUUGAAAGCUGCGAAAACGGGUCAACCUCCUAAAUUUUUAUUGGACCUUGAAAAAACGAAAAAAACCAUUAAAGAAUGUCUUUCAAGCGAAGGACUCGUUUAUCUAUAUAUUUCCCAAACACUCAAAGAUCAUUUAAAAUUACUUUUAGUGGAACUAUCGCGAGUUAAACUGGAUUAUCCUUUAAAUUUAUGUUUUAAAAAAUCUAAAAAAAGUGGAGUAAAAAAAAAGAGAAAGAUUUUGAAAGCAAAUGUAGCAGAAAUUAUAAAGAUACCAUUGAAUGAUAUAACCACAAUGCUCCAUCCUCUACCUGAAUUCCCUUCAAAAAAUCAAUUUCUUAAACGGCUUAAACGUCGCAAUAACCGUCAAAGGUUCCUAUUUCUGAAAUAUUUGCCUUUUCAAUACUGUAAAGAUAUUAAUGGAUUAUGUUAUUCAAUAGCCUCUGACGUAGCUGAACCCUACACACCCGGCAAUGCAAAAGUAUCUCAUUUUGACAAAAGGUUGCCAAAAUGGUUUCGCGACACUUAUGAAAAAAAUUACGCGAAUUUAAAAAAGAAUUGCGAGGAGCAAAUUGAAACUUUAUUACAUAGAUACCAGAGACGUUUGACAGCAGGAAAAAUAAAUAAGCUGCUUUCUGGUGAAAAGUACAGCUAUUGUUAUCCGUACGUUGCGUCAAUUAUUUCUAAAAGCGAUCAGGACGAUUCAGUGAAUGAGAUAUCUAUACAACAUGUGCAAGAUUUCAAUCGUGGUUCAAAAAAACAAACAUUGGCCAAUGAUUAUGGAAUCGAUGAUUUCCAAAUGCAUAAUGAAGAAGGGGAAGGUAAAAUACACCAGAACAUUGGAGAUAAGACACAAAACGAUUUGAUGUCGCAAAGGCGGUCAAGCAGCGGUUCCGUGAACUUGAAAACAGAUGCUGAUUCUAAAUCACAGACACCUUUAUAUUCAACGAAAGAAUCAUGUUCCUUAGUAACACAGAAAAGACCACCAAAAUCAAACGUAGGGAAUUCUUUAAAAUCUCUUCUUCUCAAGUUUAAUAUAGUCAACUGGAGUAGGAAUCGGCUGGCAGGUAGCGAGUCCUUUGCGGAACAUAUUUCUUCAAUGAAGCGAAAAGCAGCGGCCAUUACUUUGCCGAAACUGGCAAAGCAAGAUUACGAUCACAAAGACAUUUCAAAUCACCUUGUUGAAAACUAUGAAAAAAAAAAUAAUUCAAAGGAUUUCAAACAUUCUUAUAGCAUGUUUAAUAACAAAAAUAAAGUGGUCUCUAACAGUUCAAAAAAUUCGCCGGGUUCACCCUCUUUUUUCUUUAAAAGGCCAAAUACACUGCAACCUGGAAUCGAACUUAAAAAAGGAAGAAAAAAAUCAUUGAUACUAUUACCUCUUAACAAGAAUGAGUCCUUGAAUAGUAAAAAUCGUUUGAAUACUAAAAAAUCUAUCCAUAUUAGAAGUGAUCAAUUGAAUACAACUUUUCAUAGACAAUCUGAGAAAUUUAAUUGGUCAACCAAUCUUUCAAACAAACCACCUAAAGUCUCCUUAAGCACCAAAGAUAACCAAGAGCAAUGUACCAAUCAAAGCAAGAUGAAUGACCAAAAUAAAACGUCCGACGUUACUUCACAACGAUUGUAUCGUCCAUUAAACUAUCCUUAUUGGGACAAAGAUUCACAUAAUACAACUAACGUCGAAAUUGCUCAAGAUUCCUUGAAUCAUAAUAUAGGAAUGAGUCCCAGUUUAACAAAUGGAAAAUCAAGCAAUCAAAGUCAGAAAAAAAGUGUCAUUAACAACAAAAACGGAAGGCUUCCUAUAACAAGUGCCUUGUUUCCAAUUGUAUUCAAUACCACGUUUGGGAUCAGAAACCUAUUAAAGAAGCUAAUUAGUAAUAAGUCACAAUUGAAGGAUAAGCAUUUAACUCAUCACCAUAACGAAAUGCUUAAGGCACCGUAUUUUUCAUCAUUAAAGGAUCCUGAAUCGCUAAAGAAUUCUGAAAAAAAAACGGUGAACAAUAAAACUGAGCAACAAAACAUGUUAGAAAAAGGUGUAGUCGGUCAUGAGACAUUCCAUUCAAAAGUUGAAGACUCUCGUAAUGCUUUGCGAAUUCGCGUCAACGGAGAAAAACAAGUUCAAAAUCAUUUUCAAGAAAUAACAAAAGAAAAGAAAGAAUUUUCUAGGGUUCCUGAAUAUUCUAUAACCUCUAUGAAUCGUUAUAAAGAAGCAGGUUUAAUUCCGGUAGAGGUUGUUUCAAAGCUACAUUUUGAAUUUCAUCCAAUGUAUGUGGAAAAACGGGUUACACCAAACUCGAAUAGGAAUUUGAAUCGAGCUAUGGUUUCCCAGUCAGCCAAGCAGCGUGCGUUAAAGGACAACAUUGGCGACAUAAUGGAAAGUGUACCAAAUGAUUUAAAAAUCCAAGAAUCCAAAAACAAACAAAGUAAUGAUGUUAACAAUACCGAGUUUAAAUUAGUAGAUCGUCGAAUGUCGUACGAAGUAAUGAAGGAUUCUUUUAUAUUUAUAAUGUAUCCCAAAUCAGGUUUUUUUAUGGAAAACUAUAAAAGACAAUCUAAACCUUUUUUUUCAAAUGUUGAUAAUAUUUUGUCUAGCAAAGAAAAAGAAAGGUCAGUGAACUAUAACGUGUGCAUACAACCCAUCGAGGAACUCUCGCCCGUCCAUGGCAGUAAUCAACUAUGCGCAGAGCAAUCGAAGACAGUGCAUCACAGGUUUAAGAGAAAAAAAUUAAGAACUAUACAAAACAAUACGGACAAAAAAAAUAGUACACCUUUAGUAGCCAAAAAUAAUCAUAAAUUAGCAUCACAACAUACUCGUCAGACCUCUGAACAAGAAACAAAAGAUUAUGAUGGUUUUCCUGUAUACCAAGACCCCGAAAAAAUGAUUAUUCCUGAUACAAACCAUGAAAAUGCACGAAAAUCGUAUGAGGCCCAACACCUAUCCAAACUUAUUGAACACAAAGGGUCUAGCCAUGAGGAGUCGAAGAGUCUGACGAAUGUCGACUGGUUAAUGUCUACCCCUCUAAAAAACCAAGUUAAAAAUGACAAGCAAAGUACCAGAAUUCUUUUAAAAAGGAAAAUUCGGGGUAAUGCACAAAAAUAUGAAGGGAGAGUUGAAAAAAAUUCUGAGCCUUUCGUCACACGUAAGGAAUUUUUUAAAAAAGUUGCAGCAAAGCCCUUUAAUAAAAAAAAAACAAUAAAAGCUACUUCACUUACUCAUAUCAAUAGUACUUCGCCAGACCCUGACCCGAAUAAUUUAAUAAAAUCAUCAAAGAUCAAAAAGACUAGAAAGAAGAGAAAGAUUGAUGUUAAGAGUUCUGCUUUAAAAAAACUCAAUUUUGACCCCAACAUGGUGAGUCAUGAUCACCCAGUAGAGAACACAUUCAAAAAAAUUCCACCAAAUACACUUUUCAAUGAGGAAAUGUUGGAGUCACUUGACAAAAAUAAGACUGUGUUAAAGCAUAAAGGUUUAUUGAAAAAGAACAAUAAAACGAAAACGUUAUUCAAUGAAAACCUCAAAAACAAAAGAAAGUCGUAUUCGAACGCAAGGCACCAAGUCUAUAAGUCACCAGUAAUGUAUCAAAAAAGGGGUGUUAAUGAAAAUGAAGCCGGAACAUUGAUCAAAUCAACUUCAUCAAUUUCGUUGACUUCGCAGAGUGCCGUUGAAAUGGUGGGCAAAGUUAACGUUGGAAAAGAGGUUUUGAAUAGAAAAAAUGUCCGGGGCACUUACCGUUCAAACAUACGGCAAAAGCAUACAAGCAACAAAAAAAAAUUAGAAAGGAAACAGUCGAAAUCAGAUGCGCUAGUUAACUCCUUAUCCAAGUUAGAUGUUUCUAAAACUAAGAAAGUUAAACAUAAUAACAAAGUCACUGCUCUUGUUCUGCACCAAGACAAAAGAAACACUUCACGGAAAACCGACAUUGGUCCCCCCCACCCUAACACAAAAGAGAAGGCUCUAUAUGUAUCUACAAUAUCAUCUUCAUUACUGCCGAUUGAAACCAAAUUUAAAUUGAAAGCUACAAAUAUCAAACAAGAUAAAAACACUAAGGUCAGUGGUUUACAAGUGCGUGGGACGAUAGAUUUUAGGGAGAUACCUAGGGGAGAAAACAUGUUGAAAGCGAAACAGCAUCAGUUCACUACGGCAGCCGAACAGCGCUCAUCAUCUAAAUUUUGGGAUGAUGCUUCUUGCUUUGAUAUGGGGAAAACAAAUAUUUUUUGUACAGUAGAAGACACACAGAAAUGCGGCUCAUCAGACUACUCUGGUAUAAAUUCUACUGAUGCCGUUGAUGAAAAUCCAUCGAGCACUGAUAUCCGAAAAAAAGUGACGAAUAUAAAAAAUCAAGACAGUAAAUUUUAUUUAAAAACGCUAAGAAAUCAUCGGGUCGAUGAUUUAAAGCAAGCACAAAGUUCAGGAUUAAAUUUAACAGAAACAAAAAACAAGAAUAAUGUUUCGCAAAAUUUUGAACCCGUUUUGUUAUUACCAGAAGAUAAAGGUACUAAUGAAUCGAAUGGGUCUUUUAAGUUAAAAUUCCAUGAACCGCUUUCAAGUAAAGUGAUGGACAUGUCCAGAAAUUAUAAUAAUACUAAUGAUAUGGCUUGCACCGCAUAUGACUAUAAAAAAAAGAAAGUGAUACCAGUGGAAUACGAACAAGACGAAUCUCCAUGCUUACAUUUGACGAAAAGACACACACAGGAACUUCAAACGAACAGCAUUUUAUCCCAAGUUAAUAUAAAAAAAAGACACCUAUCAGCUCCGUUCGUUAAAGACUUUGGUUAUUUAAAUUUAGUUUGUACAAAAAACGUAACGCAUCAUUUUACCAAGUCACCUGGUCAAACUAUAGUUUAUGGUUGUCUACAAGAUCCUUCGUAUAUCCAGACGGUUGAGUGGUCAACAGGAACAAAAGGUCAGCUAGCGGAUAUCUCGGAUGAAAAAGUGUCUCAAGGAUGUGAAAAACAAACAUUUUCUGAACCUCAGACUAAAAUCAAAAACAUUGCUUUAAAAAAAGAUUUGAAUGAUGCUUUUAAAAUGAAAGAUGAUUCAAAAGAAAACGUCUUUAGUGAAAGUUCAUCCAGAACAUUUCAUUUCAACCAGAAAACAGCAAAUUUUAAAACCCCACAUUAUCAUUUAAACAAAAGCAUAUGUAGAAGUCACUCAACUUUCUGUGUGAGUGUAAAUUCAUCCAUAAAAAACUUAAUUCAAGAGGGACAGUCGAACACCACUAGAACAGUCAAUAUGAAAAAAAGAAAGGAAAACAAGGAAUUCAAUGAAUCUCAAAGGACAAGUGAAGUGGAGUCGCGGAAAACGGAGAUGUUGAAGCAUUUCUUAAAAAAAAACUGUGCACUGUCUCGUAGUACAAGUUCCUCAUCUACACUAAAUAGGACGCCAUUUGAUAAAUCUGUUUGUCUAAAGACAUAUAAUUUUGAAGCACAGCAAUUAAAAACGUCAGAUACGAAGAAAGUGGGAAAAACAAAGAAUGCUUACACAAAACGAGUGACGGCUUGGAAAUCAUUGAGAUCGACAUUUAACCACCACAUAAAGACGUUUUCCACAAACAGCCUUCAAAAGAGUGCAGCAGGGCAAUCGAAUGAGAAAGCGGAAGGGAAAUGGGACAGUAAAAAACUUAAUCGCAACUUGAAAACAGCGUGUAGCAUAAAUUUGAUUGGAACGGAUUUAUCCCAAGUGGACAAUCGGUACUCUUUGAGAAAAUUUGAACUUCAAGCAGAAAGGCCUUGGAAUAAUAAGAAGACUCAGAAUAGCGAUCACAGUAUCGUAAAAAAAGUAGGACUAGAAACUUUAAUGUACCACAAGAGACCCGUCUCUGAUACUUCGCUUUGCAAGCCUUCCGAAUCGCUAGGAAGUAAGCAAACGAACUAUCUUAGAGGAGGUAGCUACGACAAUAUAAGUAGUAUCUCACCACAUAUCUCAAAUAAUUUCGAAUUUAUAACAAAUAGUCAAGCACCAUCCAAAGGCUUACUAAAGGAAAAAGAUGAAACAUUAAUUACUAGAAAUAUCAAGGAAUUGGAUGCACCCAAGCAUUGCGAUUUAAUUUCCGCUAAAACGUCAGACUGUAGACUGUUUUCUGUUCCACAAAGGAAACUAAUAGCGGGAACUUUUGAAUUUAAGGAAACUAAUGAUAACGAAUGUUCUAGUUUUGAAAUUAAAAAUGCAGGAAACCACUUGAAUAAUCAAAAAUUAAACUUUAAGGAAAGGAACAAAUCUGCAGCAGUUGACGAAAAUUUACAAAGUAUUAUGAAAAAAAAUUUAAGAAAUAGUGUUGACAUAGCAGAAAGAAAUUAUUUAAAACAAAUAUGUGAGAGCGAAACUGAUCAAAGCAAAGAUAUAAGUAACUUAGCUAGCGAGAAUUUAAAAACCAAUUCCCUUCCAAUCUUGUAUAAGUCUGAGGAAUGCUCAAAAACUGACAACUUAACACCAAAUGUCGAUGCUCAAAAGGAACACUUAAGGUUAAAGUUACUUUUUUUAAAAAGAAAAAAAAAGAACGGGAUUGAGAAAUCUGCAACAGUGCCAUUUAAAAAGAUUUCUUCAAUGGAAACCAUAAAAUCAAGAAAGUCCCUUGAGUUAAGAGGAUUGGAUUCUAAGCUAACAAGGUCUUUAAACAGUUUUUUUCGAAAUACGCUUUAUUCCGUCAAUUCGGAUACUGAAAAAAUGAAAAAAAAAAACCCGUAUGUUGAUACAAUAACGCUUUCGCCUGACACAAAAUCUGCGGUUGGAAACAAGGAAACAACUUAUUCCCCUAAUCAAAAGUUCUACGUAUCACUUGCACCGGACCCAAUAGAAGGUAUACAAUUACCAGAGCUGGUCAAAUCACCAGACGUUAAGGACAAAAAAGCCCAACAGCAAUUAGGAAAACAUAUCGAUUCAGCUGAUGUAGAGCAACGGCCAGACACGGUGAACAUAACAGAAGUAGAGCGAUUGCUACAAGUGGUGGACGUAACAGGAGUAGAGCGACGCGCAGAUGUUGUCGACGUAACCGAGGUGGACCAAUCACCAGAAAGGAUCGAUGUGAAAAAAGAAAAGAAAUGGCCAGAAGUGGUCGACGUGACAGCCGUCGAGCGACUAGGCGAUGUAGUUUACGUUACAGAGAUAGAACAGUCGCCAGAGGGUACCGACGUUACAGAGAUAGAACAGUGGCCAGUAGGGACCCACGUUACAGAGAGGGAACAGUCGAUAGAAAUUACCGACGUAACAGACAUAGAACAGUUGCAAGAAGGGACCCACGUUACAGCUAUAGAACAGUCUCUAGAAGGGACCGGCGUAACAGACGUAGAACAGCUGCCAGUCAUUGUCGACGUAACAGGGGUAGACCAAUCACCAGAAAGGAUGGAUGUGAAAAAAGAAAAGAAAUGGCCAGAAGUGGUCGACGUGACAGCCGUCGAGCGACUAGGCGAUGUAGUUUACGUUACAGAGAUAGAACAGUCGCCAGAGGGUACCGACGUUACAGAGAUAGAACAGUCGACCAACGUUACAGAGAUAGAACAGUCGCCAGAAAGGACCAACGUUACAGAAAUAGAACAGUCGCCAGAGAGGACCGACGCUGCAGAUAUAGAAAAGUCGCCAAAAGGGACCCACGUUACAGAGAGGGAACAGUUGCCAGAAGGGACCCACGUUACACAGAUAGAACAGUCGCCAAAGGGUUCCGACGUUACACAGAUAGAACAGUCGCCAGAAAGGACCGACGUUACAGAGAUAGAACAGUCGCCAGAAAGGACCAACGUUACAGAGAUAGAACAGUCGCCAGAAAGAACCAACGUUACAGAAAUAGAACAGUCGCCAGAGAGGACCGACGCUACAGAGAUAGAACAGUUGCCAGAAGGGACCCACGUUACACAGAUAGAACAGUCGCCAAAGGGUUCCGACGUUACAGAGAUAGAACAGUCGCCAGAAAGGACCGACGUUACAGAAAUAGAACAGUCGCCAGAAAGGACCGACGCUACAGAUAUAGAACAGUCGCCAAAAGGGACCCACGUUACAGAGAGGGAACAGUUGCCAGAAGGGACCCACGUUACAGAUAUAGAACAGUCGCCAAAAGGGACCCACGUUACACAGAUAGAACAGUCGCCAGAAAGGACCGACGUUACAGAGAUAGAACAGUCGCCAGAAAGGAUUGACGCUACAGAUAUAGAAAAGUCGCCAAAAGGGACCCACGUUACAGAGAGGGAACAGUUGCCAGAAGGGACCCACGUUACAGAUAUAGAACAGUCGCCAAAAGGGACCCACGUUACAGAGAGAGAACAGUUGCUAGAAGGGACCCACAUUACAGAUAUAGAACAGUCGCCAAAAGGGACCCACGUUACAGAGAGGGAACAGUUGAAAGAAGGGACCUACGUUACAUAUACAGAACAGUCGCCAAAAGGGACCCACGUUUCAGAGAGGGAACAGUCGCCAGAAAGGACCGACGUAACACACAUAGAACAGUCUCUAAAAGGGACCCACGUUACAGAUAUAGAACAGUCUCUAGAAAGGACCGGCGUAACAGACAUAGAACAGUUUCCAGAAGGGACCCACGUAAAGGAGAUGAAAAAAUUACCACCUGUACUGGACGUAAAAGAAGUAGACCGAUUACCAGCCAUUGUCGACGUAACAGGGGUAGAUCAAUCACCAGAAAGGAUCAAUGUGAAAAAGGAAAAGAAAUUGUCAGAACUGGUCGACGUGACAGCCGUCAAGCCACUUGUCGAUGUUGUUUCCUUUACAGAGAUGGAACAGUCGCCGAACGAGACCAACGUAACAGAAGUAGAAAAAUUAAAACCUUUACUUGACGCAACAGGGGUAGCACAAUCACCAGAAAAAAUCGAUGGGAAAGAGAAAACAAAUUUCCAGAAGUCGUCGACAUGACUGCCGUCGAGCGACUUACGGAUAAUGUUUAUGUUACAGAGAUAGAAAACUCUCCAGAAGGGGUCGCCGUAACCGAGGAAUAAAAAUUGCCAGGCUAAGACGACAUGGCUGAUGCAAAACAGUUUCUGAAAAAUGAUUGACGUAUGAGGGGUGAAAUCAUUUUCUUAUAGAGUCGAUAUACAAGAAGAAAAAACACUAACCAAAUUACGCUGAUACAAUAAAUACAUACAAACGAUAAGAAGCAUUGAAGUUAUUAGAAAGGUGGAAGAACCGUAGAGAAAAUUGCCGUACUAUCUACCUAAAAGGUAAUUGCCAUAUUUCAGUAGCUAGAUAAUGUAAAGACUAUUGAAGCAAUUUCAAAUGAAAAUUUGAUGAAAAGAUGAAAACUAAAAAAAAGUAAAUCCAAGGACGUUGGAAACUCUUUAAAGGUAGCCAGUGUCUCAGAAAACGAAGAAACAGUAGAUGCAAAGAAAGUUUCGCAAGUAAGCGCAUGUCUCAAAAUAAGGAUGUCGAUAAAAAAUAAACACACUUUGGACAAGGUCAAUAAAUGCAAAGUGGAUGACACAGGAAAGUCAGCUGAUAUAUAGAAUGUGGUUUAAAGUUCAAGUCUUGAUUAAGCUGAAGCAAUAAUUCAUGAAGGAAAUAUGGUUGCGGAAAUAGGUGAAUGCGUGAAUUGGACGUCGUCUACAAAUGAUAACUAGUACAAGCACAAAACGUAGCUAAUAUUAACGCGCAGAGUAAUUAACUUUUAGAAUUAAAUGAUCAAUCGACGAAGACGUACUAAAUGUAUCAAGUGCACCAACCCGUAUCAUAGAAUCUGACAUUAAGAACCAAGAAAAAAUUAUUGAAGCAUUCAGAAAAGUAGACUUUUGAAACCCAAUCAUGCCGUGAUCCAAAAGAAAUCAUGUGAUAUUAGUGAGCACAAACCAGACAAUAAAUUAGAGCCAAAUAACGUGUACGACACAUAAAAAGAAUAAAUCAGGCUAAAGCAUCCGAUCUAAGGACUAAAUCGUAAAAGGACAACACUUUUAAAAUAAAAAGUCAUCGGAUGAAGCUAGUGCAAGGAAAAACUAUUCACUACAAUCUAGAUAGAAAUUGAAUCUCAUCUAGCUAUCAGAUAUAUAAUAGACCAUGAAUCAUGCGGGAGUAACAAAGUUAGAGUGAAAGGUAGAUGAGGGACAACUUGUAAAACCAAAGUGGACAAUUGUCUUGAUUGGACUAUUACAUAUGAUUAAAGAAAAGCUGUGAAAAAGAACCACACCAAGUCUUUUAGGAGUAUAUUACAAUAAAUGUAUUAAAACUAGUAUAUUAGAAUAGUUGAUGUAUCGUCAGCAAUUAAUAAAAUUAAAGAGGUGUUUAACAAAUCUAAAUUAAUUCAUAAACAAGAGAAUCCGUUUAAUUGAAAGAACUUGCUUUGAUGAAUGUGCACAAAAUAGAUAGAUACUACAAGACAAACAGCAAUAAAUCCAAAGUUAUUUCAAAUAAAUAAAUGUGAUAGAGACAGCAAGAUAUUUAUGGAUAUUUAUGCAACACAAAUUAUCAACUUGCUUUUUGAAAAUUCUCUUGUUUCAAGUUGUGUGUAAACUGAUAAAUGCAAUGCAUCAAAUGUAGAGACUAAAGCUUUGAUAAGGAAACUAAUUAGCCGUACAUAACUAAAACAUUAGUGGUGUAGAGUACAGCUAUUGUAUGAACGCAAAGGCGGCUAAUGUAGCAUAAAUAUCAAAUAAAACAAGCGUGCUUGGCAUCUUUAAGGAAUAAAACGACUAGAAGUAAUAUUAUUAGGUGUAGCACGGAAAAGAUCCUAAAAAACACAAAGGUGCUCAGCGUUAAAAACCAUAGAUGUACUUGCUAAAAAUUAACAGUCAUUUUUAUUAAAUGAUUAACGGACUGACUCCGUGUAUAGAUAACGCACAUUGAUGGGAAUAUAAUUUUCGCAGGUUUUUAGACGCAUCUGUAUAAGGCCAAUCGUGAAACGUGUAUGAUUAAAAAUGAAUAGAAACGUUGCAAACUCGGGUUUACUAAACUUUUUUAAAUUUUUUUUAACCAAAAGUAAUGAAACUUCGUUUGCGAAAUUAUUUUAGCAAGAUGUUCUAACCAUUUUUCCUGUUCCACGCAAUGCAAUACUCAAAACUAUAUGAGGCAGCGGAACAAUUGAAAAUCAGCACGGCACAAAUUCUAGCAUGAAUUUUCAUAAUCUUCAACAUUGUUGAGGUGCCUGUAAGCACGAAUUUGGUGGACACAAAAAAAUUAAAUUGUUAAAUGGGUUUCAUUCAUUGACAAAUAAACUUCAAUGGAAUAGUACAUUUGGAAAAUGUUGUUCGUAUGCGGAAAAAACAAGUUUUGAAAACUUCCAAAGUGUAUCGAAUUGUAGAGAAACAAAAUGUAAUUCACGGAAUGGUAUUGGAAUUAUUCCAAAGUAUGAAAUGUGUAAACUACCCAAUUAAGCAAUAUUGCAAAAAUGUCUUGUGCAAUUUUACACUGAGAGAAAUACUUAUAGUUAAAAUAUUAUGAACAAGAUAAAAAGGGUUAUAGAAAUUGUGUGGGAAGCUUUAAUUCCAUUAAAAAAAAUUUUUAAAGCAGUGAAAGCAUUAAGAAAUAUAGACAUAAGAAUAUCAAUUAAAUUAAUGUUAAAAUGUUUGUGAACCUCUUCAAUUGAUGCUACAUCAAAUUCGUCACUUCUCAAAGUUAAAAGUUUAUUACGGAAUGCUCAACUCACUUCACAUGCCUCAAGAAAUAAUACAAGAGAACUCUUAUAAUUUCAACAUCUUGUUUUCAAGCAGUGAUUACAAAUCAAACACUUGAUUAACAUGGUAAAAAUCAUUGAAAAUUGCUUAAAAUCUUCAUUUAAAAAUUGCAGUUUACUCGAAUAAAAAAUUAAAAUAUGACUAGCACAUAAACUGAAACGUAAAA
This is a messenger RNA of Hylaeus volcanicus, 13476 nucleotides long. RefSeq lists its product as uncharacterized. The record is from RefSeq and is a predicted model, not a curated record. The transcript has 23 exons. Bases 1531 to 10566 code for a protein of 3011 amino acids. Lineage: Eukaryota; Metazoa; Arthropoda; Insecta; Hymenoptera; Colletidae.